AACCAGUGAAAAUUUCUGUCCGACAUGGCGCCAAAUGAUAGGUGCCCUGUUGUCUUUUGUCAAUGGAUACAAUGCUUGUGACUACUCUCCCCAUCAUGACAGUUUGACACUAAAGUCUGGCCAUGUCUGCAGCCAAAAGUAAGAGAGGCCCAGUCCAGGAGGACAGCCCUGAGUCUGGAAAAGGCAGGUCCAAGAAGAGACGAGUAAGCAGUGAUGAACAUGAUGAUGAUGAGGACAGCAGAUGUAUGACUGGUCCUAGUAAGCUGUCCAAGGAUGUAUGUUACAGACACAAUGGGAUGAGGACACCAGCAUACACUCAACAGAACAAACCAGCAGAGCUGUUCCGAAAGGACCUGAUCAGUGCCAUGAAGCUGGCUGACUCAGAACAGCUCCAGCCAGAGGAGUACCUGCUGAUUCAAGACCCCUGGAGGCAAGACUGGGAGAAGGGAGUGCAGGUGCCAGUCAACCCAGCUCUUAUACAUGAUGCUAACAUCAAAGUUGUCAGUGAGAGACCAAAGGUUGGAGAUUUCAAAAUGCCACGUAAAUUUCUUCAUGCAACUCAAGAUGAAACGUACAAGCAAGGAUUACAUGAGCUAACCGGUAUGCAGCAACUAGCUGAGCAGGUGGUCAGAUAUGACCUCGAUGACUUUGAUGCCUGCUGGCUGAAGAUGGUGAAUGAAGCCAGAGAAGAGACAGGUGAGGUUGCUAUUUAUGAGUGGACCAUGGAGCGAAUCAUGGAAGAGUUAGAGAAACAGUGCCAUGAAAAGAUGGAGAAAACCAUUAAGACAGAAGAAGGCUUGGGGAUAGAGUAUGAUGAAGAUGUCAUAUGUGAUGUUUGUAGAUCUCCUGAGAGUGAAGAGAACAAUGAGAUGGUGUUUUGUGAUGGCUGUGAUAUAUGUGUGCAUCAGGCAUGUUAUGGUAUUCAGACUAUACCAGAAGGUAGUUGGUUAUGUCGGACGUGUGCUUUGGGAAUCAAACCUACUUGUAUCCUCUGUCCCAAAAGUGGAGGAGCCAUGAAAUCUACAAAGAGUGGAACAAAGUGGUCUCAUGUAAGCUGUGCCCUGUGGAUUCCUGAAGUCAGUAUUGGUUGUGUAGAAAAGAUGGAACCUAUUACAAAGAUCUCACAAAUACCAGUAAGUCGCUGGGCCCUGGUAUGCUGUCUGUGUAAAGAGAGAACCGGUGCCUGCAUACAAUGCUCUGUCAAGACCUGUAAGACCGCCUUCCAUGUCACCUGUGGUAUUGCCAAUAAUCUAGACAUGAAAACUAUAUUAGAUGACUCUGAUGAGGAGGAUGGAGUCAAGUUGAAGGCAUUUUGCCCUAAGCAUACAAAAGGACGAGACCGAACCAUGUCCGACUCAGACUUGGAUUCACCCUGCAAGGAGGGGUCCCCCAGGAAAGAUCUUACUAAGGAGGAGAGGGAAGGUUUACGAAAGGACAGGUUGAAACAAUUAGAAGACCAGUUCUACACACUCAUUGACCUGAAAAGGGUGGCUGACGCUCUUAACCUGCCUCUGGAUGUCAUUGAUAUCAUAUUUACUUUCUGGAAAUUGAAGAGAAAGAGUUUGUUUGACAGACCAUUGCUGACUCCAAAGACUGAAGAGGCAGAAAUACUGGAAAAACAACAGGAAGACAGUCUUGUGGCUCGUAUGAAGAUGUUUGUUCAUCUGCGCCAGGAUUUAGAGAGGGUGCGCAAUUUGUGUUACAUGGUGAGCAAGCGGGAAAAGAUGAAGCGUUCAUAUUUCAAACUGAGGGAGAAUGUCUUCCUGGCCCAGGUGAAAACCUUGACACAGGGGAACAUCUCAGCCAGAGAGGUAAACAAAGUGAAAAGGUUGUACCAUGACCGUAGUGUGUACGGGAAGCCCCGCCCACAGCCCCAGUCCUCCUCAGCAGAUGAGGCACCCUCCACUAGUCAUCCUACACCUGUCUGGAGCUUCAGUCGCGAAGGCACGCCCCUCAGCUCCUGUAGUGCCACCUCAGAGCCAGAGGUGAGAAAGUCUUCCCGGAGACGGAUAUUAAGCCCUAAGCUGCGGGACAUGCAUGCAGCAUUUUCUGACACGGGAAGCCAGGAUGGCAGCCUGCUGGGAAGCGAGGAUGCAGCCAGUCAGCAGGGAAGUGUAGCCAGCAGUGAGGACACGGCCAGUAACUCUGGCUCAGAAAGUGAAACAAGCCGGCCUCGUGACACUGGUAGGCGGAAACUGCUGCUGAAUGGAAGACUGUCCCGGCCAUAUAGGCAUAGGCGGAAACUUCAUAUCGCAGACCAGCCUGAUGUUAAUCCCAGUGUGAAAACAGAAAUUGUGGAGGAGGAUAUGGAGUUGUUAGCAAGCUCAGAACAAACUGAGAAACUCCCCCGUGGUAAUGAUGCAGGCUCAGUUUUCUCGUCCAUGACCAACCACAAGGCUUCUCCUGUGACCAGGGCUGCUCUACGUUCAGACAAAAUCAGCCCAAGUUCAGAGUCGGACAAAACUUUUAUAAAACAAGAGGAUCCUUCUUACUCAAACUCUAGAGACUCUUCACCAAAAAGGAGAGUCAAAUCUCAUGUUCAUCAGAACUCCUUGUUAGGACAUCGCAACAAGGUGUAUAGAAAUGUUCGGAAGACUCGCCAGUCCUCUGCAUCUCCAGAAUCUACAGAAAAUAAACCUGAAAACUUGAAUAGUGAAUUAAGACAGCCUAAGGAUAAGACCCCUGUAACGCACAGACAGAGUGUUGAGAAACAUAUAGUACCAGUAUCGCCCACUAGUGAAAAUAUUAAGAAAGAAUUAAAAGAUGUCCUUGAGAAAUCUCAGCUUGUGGUGGAUGAGAAAAUACGAGAAGAAGUCCAGGAGAGGCUUCUAAAGUCGGCAGGCCCAAAGUUGUACAUGAAUGGUUUGCAGGGGAAAUCCCCAAGACGGCACGAUUCCGUGUACGAUUCAAAACUGACACGCAGUAAUAUGGGGUCGGCCAAAAGACCAAUGUCAUUUUCUCAAGCGCUUACUCCGACGAAGGUUUCUAACACGAGCAAGGUGCUGAAUGAGAUCUCGCCCACAUACGGGCGUAGUGGUGUGGAGAACAAAGACUGGUAUGGGACUAACACCUCGCCCCGGGGCAGUCUGAGUGGCUACAGAAUACCAAAGAAGUCGAAUCGUACGCCGAGUCAGAGCCCUGCUGACCCACAUGACUCUACUACUGUGUCUAGUCCCCUGACGCCAGGCGUUCUGGAAACACGGAGUAAUAUUCGCCGAAAAAUAGAAUCAGACAUGGACAAAACCAUGGAACGUGAUCAAAUCAUCACACGAAGCAGGGAGAGCACUCCGGAGAAGUCAGAUUCUAUUAAUCGCAGACUGACGCGAAGUCAUGGCCACGAGAACAUGGAGGAGGUAUUAACAGGCCGAUCACGGGCUGGGGAUAGUCUCCAGUUGUGGUCCUCUGGGACGGGUUAGUUUAGACUUGGGGAGCCCCCCUGAAAAUGCCAUUUACCAGCACUCUCUAAUGAAAUGUCUUCUCAUUUCCUUGUUUCAUUUAGGUUGACUUUACCGUAAGAUUUUCAGUGGGAUGGACAUACAUCUAAUUCCAUAAGUUUACAAUUUUAAGAGCAAAUUUCAUUCAUUCAUUCAUUCAUAAGUCUGCCGAUGUGUUAAAAAAUUGAUAAAGAGUUCUUCUGGUUUUCACCCAGAACUAGUGCGAUAAAACAUGUAUGUAAUCCAGUGUCAUACCAUGUCAUUCCUAUAAAACCAGAUUUGCCGCUUAUUUAUGGGAAUGCCUGUUAUGCCUGUUCAAAUACAUAUUAAGUUAUUGCAGACGUUGCAAGAACUUAAUUUGAGGCUUUCAUUAUUUUAUCUCAAUUUUACAUCUGUAUAUGGGUGUAUUCUGCAUGCCGGUCACUGUUGACAUAUAUCAAAAUUUUUAACAUGAUACCUGUCCUGCUACACGCGAACGAUCCAUGGCGCUCAGAGCUACCGGUCUUCACAGCUUAUUUUGUUCUCAUUUUAGUCCUCCCUAAAGAGCAAACAUUUUCUCAGGCAAAUCUGCAACAAAGUGAUCCUUUGUGAUUCAUUCAGGACAUUGUAUCAUUGAAUGAACUUAUUCAUCCUAUGGUUUUAGCACGAUAUCUAUUUUACCCAUUUGUUAACAGUGUUAUCAUUUUCAUUGAGCAUACUUAAAAUGUUAAAGCUCUUUUAUUUAUACGUUUCUUGGAGUUGAUCAUGGUGCAGGUUGCAAUUACAUCUGUCCGUAAUUGUCUGAAAAGAGGUUUAGCUCUGAACCAUGCAGGGCCAGUGCUUUUGCACCUUAUUUUGUUAAAUCUGUAUUCUGACUGGUUUGUUACUUUCUGCUCUUGAGUACCAUUGAUGCUGGAAAUAUUUAUAUAUGAUCCACUGUUUACUAAAUAGAUGUACAAAUCCUGUCAAUUAUACAGUGAAGAAUAAAUCGCAGUUUCCUUCACGGCUUUGUGAGAAGUGAGCUGUCAUAUUGUAUAUAUGGAAAAAAGGCAGAUCAGCACCAAAUUGAUGUACAAAUUGUCAAUAAACACCAGUAAAACGUCAGGA
Liolophura sinensis is the source of this 4520-nucleotide messenger RNA. Its product is annotated as protein Jade-1-like. Bases 123 to 3416 code for a protein of 1097 amino acids. The transcript has 17 exons. NCBI's taxonomy places the organism in Eukaryota, Metazoa, Mollusca, Polyplacophora, Chitonida, Chitonidae. The record is from RefSeq and is a predicted model, not a curated record. Gene Ontology annotation, biological process: regulation of transcription by RNA polymerase II.